AUGGAUAAUGAUAUAAACCUAUUGGACAUUCCAUUAUCUUGGCUUACAAACGAAUCUCGUAAUUUGUUAUCAUACUUACUAAACACGAGAAAAAUAUUGCCAAGUGAUACUCCAGAGAAAUUGCCCAGGGAUUGGCGAGGACUUGCAUCUUUAGUGAAUAUAUCAACAGAAAUAGCAACCAGUAUCAAUGAAUACCCUGAUAAAACUGCCAAAGUCUUAGAAAUAUGGAUGAAGCUAAAUCAAAACACUGCCAAAGUUGGCUAUCUUAUGCAGUUCCUUCAACAUUUGGAUAGAUAUGACAUAUAUGACGACUGUAUUGAACUUUAUAGACAAGGAAAGCUAAUAGCAAGGCCAAAUGAAAAUCACGGAAACCCAUCUUUAGAGGCUCCAGAGGAUGACAGACUUAUCACUUAUGACGACAAGUUGAGUGGUGAACCACAAUUUUAUCAUGCCUACGUACUCUACGCACGAGAGGAUAAGGAGUUUGUGGAUGAACUACUAAGGCGGAUGAGAGCAGAUGGCUUGAAGCUAUGUACGGAAGAUGACUUGCUACCAGGUCAUGCAACACAGUACGCUCCGGUUUCCCGGCUCAUAUCUGAGCGAUGCCAGAGGAUUAUCCUGGUGUAUUCUCCCGAGUUCCUAAAUAGUCCCGCUAAUAGUUUUUACACAGACUAUGCACAAGCCGUAGGCAUAGAGAAGAAACAACUAAAGAUUAUUCCGCUCAUGUACCGCGACUGCCAGUUACCGAUGCAGCUGACCUAUUACCACAAGCUAUACUACAGUCCACCUGGUCAUAAAGCGCCUUAUGACUUUUGGCAGAAACUCAGCCAUUCCCUCCAACUAACCAAUCUACCCAGGUUAAACAGCACAAGCUCCAACCAUUCCACAGUCAAUAUAUCAGAAGUGUCAUCAAAUAGUAUGUUCGAAUCGAGACAAAAUUUGAACGGCUACACUCCAAAUAAACCCCCGUAUUUAGAGUUGCCAAGUAUACCCACAACAAAGAGUAUCUCUAUGUCUGAUCUUGAUAGUUGCGAAAUUAAAAAAAUACCACUCGAUGACAGUAAAUCAUUAAGCAACGUGAGUCAAAUAAGCACUGGCAAACAAAAGAAACCAAGCAAAAUUAGGAGUUUCAUUAACACAUUAAGAAAAAAGAAACCAAAAAAAGCAAUUAUGGUUGAAGCAUAA
Messenger RNA from Parnassius mnemosyne (clouded apollo), 1185 nucleotides. The record is from the annotation of a GenBank genome assembly. Lineage: Eukaryota; Metazoa; Arthropoda; Insecta; Lepidoptera; Papilionidae.